GAUCAUGGAUCUGACGCAGUGAGAGCGGAUCCGCCUCACUUCCACUCCCCGCUGCAGGAAGAGACUCAUCGGCUCAGGAAGCUCCAGGAACACGGAUCUGUAUCCGAGCAGAGAGCUCCAUGAGGCCGCUGCAGCACCGGAGCUCCGACCGGGGCUCGAACCCGCAGCUGUAGCCGGUAGUGGUCCGGUGGUCCGGUGGUUCGGUGUUUUGUUCUGAUGCUGCAGGAGACGAUGCCUCCGCGGCUGCUGCUGCUGCUGCUGCCGUCCAUAAGCGUCUUUAUUCCCAGACAGAAAGUGUGUUUUGGUUUUGUCUCCUGUCCUGCUGAGGGGUCUCAGAUCGGUGCACCAUGCUGCUGUCCUCUCUGUCUCCAUGAAACCUCUCCAUGAUAACAAGCAGCAGGAGGAGGAGGAGGAGGAGGAAGAGGAGGGGUGCGGCCCUAUGGAGGACAAGGAGAACAACCUGAGGACGGCCAGGUUGUGGAGAGAUGCAGCUCUGCGCUCCCGGAAGCUGCGGAGCAACCUGCGGCAGCUCACCCUCUGCUCCAAAGACAACCAGAUCAUCCUGCCGGAGGACAUCUCCGAGGUGGAGGCGCUCAACCUGGGCAACAACUCCCUGCAGGAUCUCCCCGACGCGCUGGGCUCCAGCCUCAACAACCUGCGCGUCCUGGUGCUCCGCAGGAACAAGUUCAGCUCCGUGCCCCGGGUGGUGUUCCAGCUGGGCCGGCUGGUGGAGCUCGACAUGAGCCACAACUGCCUGAGGAGCCUCCCAGAGGGCGUGGGCCAGCUGAGGGGCCUCAAGAAGCUCUGCGUCAGCCACAACAAGAUCCAGAACCUGUCGGCUCACAUCGGAGCCCUGCAGGUUCUGGAGGAACUCGACAUCAGCUUCAACGACCUGCACGACUUCCCCAGGUCUUUCUCUGGCCUCGCCAAGCUGAGGACUCUGGACGCGGAUCACAACAAGCUGAACCAGUUCCCCCCCGAGAUCCUGGCCCUUGGCGAGCUGGAGGAGCUGGACUGCUCCGGGAACAAGUUCGAGGUGUUGCCGGCGGACAUCAUGAAGCUGAGGUCCAUUAAGAUCCUGUGGCUCAGUAGUCUCCACAUGUCCACCUUACCGGACUCCUUCUGCCAGCUGCAGCAGCUGGAGAGCCUGAUGCUGGACGGGAACGAGCUCACGGCGCUGCCCGCCGCGUUCGCUCGGAUGCAAAGACUCAAAAUGCUCAAUCUGUCCUCCAACGAGUUUGAGGACUUCCCCCAGGUCAUCCUGAGCAUCACGGGGUUGGAGGAGAUCUACCUGAGCAGGAAUAAACUGACUCAUAUCCCGGAGGAGGUGGGGCAGCUGGUGAAGCUGGCCAACCUGUGGCUGGACAACAACAACAUCACGUACCUGCCCGACUCCAUCGUGGAGCUGGAGAAGCUGGAGGAACUCGUCCUGCAGGGGAACCAAAUAGCCAUACUGCCGGAUGACUUCGGGAAGCUGUCCAAAGUGAACAUCUGGAAGGUGAAGGACAACCCUCUCAUCCAGCCUCCGUACGAGGUGUGCAUGAAGGGGAUCCCUUACAUCGCAGCCUAUCAGAAGGAGCUGGCGCAUUCGCAGCUCGCCGUGAAGCCGCGGCUCAAACUGGUCCUGAUGGGCGCCGCCGACGCCGGGAAGACCCGGCUCCGGCAGAGCGUGGAGGGCAGGCAGCGGCAGGAUGUUAAAGGCGUCCAGGGAAACGGAGGGAUCGAAGUGACUAACUGGGUGGCGGACGCCGAUCGCUGCCUCACGUUUCUAGUGUACGACUUGUCAGGGAAGCAAAACUACGACCUCAUCAAACCCUUCUUCCUCUCCCCCGGUGCUCUCUACGUCCUCGUCCUGAAUCUCAAAGCAUAUUCGCCCAAGAACUUUUACACCCACGUCGGGUACUUCCUCCACCUCCUCAGUGCCAAAGUGCCCCACGCCGUCGUGUGCCUGGUGGGCACGCAUGCAGACCUGUGUGGGGAGGUGGAGCUGGAGGAGAAGACUCUGGACAUCCACCGGCAGAUCGGGCUGCAGGAGAAGAGGGACAUCCAGAUCCUGAGGAGUCUGGCGCUGCAGGUGGACCAGGCGCUGGAGCACGGCUACAACCUCCGCACCUCCAGCCCUCACGUCCUCUUCUACGGCGUCUCCGACAGGAACCUGAGGCGCAGGAAGUCCCAGCUGCAGUACAUGCUGAACCACCGGCUGCAGAUCCUGUCUCCGGUGCUGAGCAUCAGCUGCACCGACGCCCAGAGGAACAUCCAGCGGCUGAGGGAGAAGCUCAUGUCCGUCGCAGACCACCGGGACAUCUUCCCCAACCUCCACCGCGUGCUGCCCAAGUCCUGGCAGAUGCUGGAGGAGUUGCACUUUAAGCCCAAAGACCUGUGGCUGUCGUGGUGGGACUCGGCCCGUCUGGGCCUCCAGGCCGGGCUCACGGAGGACCGGCUGCAGAGCGCCUUAUCCUACCUGCACGAGAGCGGGAAGCUGCUGUACUUCGAGGACAGCCUCACGCUGAAGGAGUACGUCUUUCACAAUCUUCCACGAUUCAUCGCCAUUCUCAACGUCUUCUUCCAGAGGGACGAGUCCACGCUGCUGGACCGGCUGCUCUCCGAGGGGGAGAGGGGGGACAAGAGCCGGGUGAGUCUGGUCAUCGAGGACGAGAAGGGGGAGAACCUCAGGGUGACUCACCUGCAGCACCACGUGGAGGGCUUCAUCCAACACGGCCUUCUGCCCUCCAACGUGAUCCGCCUGCUGCUGCGGCCGCUGAUCCAGACCCAGCAGGACCUGCACCUCAUCAUGGAGCUGCUGGAGAAGAUGGGGGUCUGCUACUGCAUCAACAAGCCCCGCAGCAAGCCCCUGAACGGCGCCACGGCGUGGUAUAAGUUCCCCAGCUACGUCAGCAGCGAGGAGCCCCGGGUCUCGGCGUCGGAGGCGUCGGCCAGCGGCGUCGGCGGCUCUCUGCCUCUGUGUCCCUUCUUCUCUGUGGAGCAGCUGCACAUCCGGUACAGCUUCCCCUUCCUGUUUCCUCCCGGGCUGUUCGCUCGCUUCAGCGUGCAGAUAAACAGCCACGUGGUGCAGAGGUCGGACGGCCGGCAUCAGAUCUUCGCCUACCGCGGCAAAGUCCCCGUGGUCAUCAGCCACCGGCCCGCCAAAGGGAAGCUGCAGGCGGAGACUCUGUCCAUCGCCAGCCACGCCUCGCUGCCCAACAUCUGGACGGCGUGGCAGGCCGUCACGCCGCUGGUGGAGGAGCUGAACGUGCUGCUGCAGGAGUGGCCCGGCCUGCACUACGCCGUGCACAUCCUCUGUUCCAAGUGCCUGAAGAGGGGCUCGUCCAACCCGCACGCCUUCCCAGGUGAGCUGCUGAGCCAGCCGAGGCCUGAAGGUCUGACGGAGAUCAUCUGUCCAAAGAACGGCUCUGAGCGGGUCAACGUGGCUCUGGUCUACCCCCCGACCCCCACCGUGGUCAGCCCCUGUCUCAAGUGAUCCGAGGACCGGCUCGCCUCGCUGAUCCACCAGAGCCUCCACCUCCACCCCCCAACCCCCCACUCCGAACUGAACCUCCAGCUGAAGGAUCACUGCCUCAUGUGUUGUCCAGCUGUGUCUGUGGCGUCUCAUCAUGUGGACAUUGACAGUAUUUAAGGAGCACAAACUGUAGCAGCGAACGUCCCGGGAGCUUCACGCGUCUCUCAGAGAGACUCUCUGAAUCCUUUCUACACACAAUGAGACACUUUCCUGAGGACAUCACGUCUUUUUAACACUGAGAAACGUCUUCAGCGGCGGGACCGGUGUCUGCCACGCGUCCCCGCUGAGGUUUAGGACAGAAGAUUUGUAUACUGGACUGAGAUAUUGUGCAACAUGAUGUAAUGUUUGAGCGGCUCUUUGUGUAAAGGAAGCAUGAAUAUAAUGAAAUGUGUAAAUAUUUAAAUUGAAUGCAAAGUGGGAGGUGUUGGAGCUGCAGCUGUGGUCCACCUUCAGACUGUCUGAAACUAAAUCUACCUGCAGAUCACCUGGUUUCA
Messenger RNA from Sebastes umbrosus (honeycomb rockfish), 4011 nucleotides. RefSeq names its product malignant fibrous histiocytoma amplified sequence 1 (gene mfhas1). The coding region runs from base 371 to 3478 and encodes 1035 amino acids. The record is from RefSeq and is a predicted model, not a curated record. The transcript is spliced from 3 exons. Gene Ontology annotation, molecular function: protein binding. Lineage: Eukaryota; Metazoa; Chordata; Actinopteri; Perciformes; Sebastidae.